This is a messenger RNA of Cryptomeria japonica (Japanese cedar), 966 nucleotides long. RefSeq names its product F-box/kelch-repeat protein At1g26930-like. The coding region runs from base 1 to 966 and encodes 321 amino acids. Gene Ontology annotation, molecular function: protein binding. The transcript has a single exon. The record is from RefSeq and is a predicted model, not a curated record. Gene Ontology annotation, biological process: negative regulation of cytokinin-activated signaling pathway; regulation of phenylpropanoid metabolic process. NCBI's taxonomy places the organism in Eukaryota, Viridiplantae, Streptophyta, Pinopsida, Cupressales, Cupressaceae.
AUGGAUAUUUUGCAGGAACUCCCUGAACAAAUCUUUCGAGACAUCUUACUAAGAGUACCAUACAAAUCCCAGUCAAAGAUUAAGCAGUUGUUGAAACCUGCCAAAGAAAUUAUGGAAAGUUCCCGAUUUUAUCAAGAUAGAAUUAAGUUUGGCCUAGCUGAGAAAUAUAUAUGUGUGCUCCACUCUAAUGAGAUAUCUAUUUACCAUCCCGUUGAUCAAUCAUUCAAACUGCUCUCUCGUAUUCCCUCUAUAGCCGAUGGCCGUUGUACUGAGAUUAUAAAUGUGAAUCAUAAGAUUGUUGUGCUGGGCUUUGAAUAUCAUAUUACUCCAUUCUUUGUGAUAUAUGAUUUAUUAUCUUGUACAUCGAAGUAUGGUGCUGAAUUUCCCACCCCCAAACCUCACGGCGAUUCAUUUGCAUGGUGUGCCUCUCCUGAUGGAUCGAUUUACAUUGCAGGAGGAAAGGAAGGCUAUAUAAAUAAUAAACUCCGUGAAGCAGCAGUUUAUAAAGUAGAUGAAGACAAAUGGGAGCUUCUUCCUGAGAUGAACCAAGAGAUGUACCCCUGUAGGGGUGUUUUUAUCGAAGGAAUGUUUUAUGUCAUUGGUUAUAAUGGAUGUCAAAGAUUUGAUCCCACAACAAGAGUAUGGACAACAAUAAUAAAUAUGUCUAUGCCUCCUUCACGUUCCUUUGUUCUUAAUGCGUUUGGACAACUAGUUGUGUAUGGAACUGCUGGAAUAAGGCAAUAUGAUUGGGAAGGAAAUGUAUGGAGAGAAUUGGAACGUUUCCCUCAACACAUUUUCCGACAUGUUUGUGCCACAGUGUGGCGUGAUCGAAUUUUGUUUUGCGGACGUCCAAAAUUUCGUAUGUAUAAACCUGGAGCAUCUCCAUCUGAGAGGUGGAUUUCUGUUGACGAACCGAGCAUUUUUGACAAAAUACUUGUUGACUUUGUUGCUACAAUAGAGAUCUAA